Molecule: messenger RNA, 858 nt
Organism: Salvia hispanica
Lineage: Eukaryota; Viridiplantae; Streptophyta; Magnoliopsida; Lamiales; Lamiaceae
Product: putative ubiquitin-conjugating enzyme E2 38
Molecular function (GO): ubiquitin conjugating enzyme activity
Source: RefSeq, a predicted model, not a curated record
AUGGAUAAAGCUCUUCGACCUAGAUCGACCGGAUUCGGAGAGAUCGAAGAGAUAGAAGAUGAAGUUGGAAGACAAUACAACCGUUUCAACAACUUCGAACUAGUCUCCUCCAGCCCAUGCGAUCACCAUUACUUAAUGGAAACGCAGUACCUGUGCACAAAGCUCAUACACAUGCACAGAUUUAGAAAAACGAUGGAGGAGGAAUGCCGCCUCUUGGAGAAGCACAUCCCGAGCUCGAUUUUUGUACGGACCUACAAACACAGGAUCGAUCUUAUGAGGGCAGCUUUCUUCGGUCCACCAGGCAGUGACUAUGAGCAUUGUCUAUUCUUCUUUGACAUAUGCUUUCCCUUAAACUACCCUAGUGUUCCUCCAAACAUCCAUUACCUGUCCUAUGGGCUCGACUGGAACCCGAACCUACGACCCAAUGGGAGGGUUUGCCUCGACCUUGCAGAGACAUGGUACGACCACCUCAAGCAGUUUUGGCCUGGCAGCAAUAGGAAACAAAAGCGGGACUUCAGUGUUUUGCAGUUGCUCCAUGCCAUUCAGAAUUUGAUCUCGUGCCGUUCAGGGCCAUUGGAGAAGCAUAACGCCAAGGCUUUUGCAAGAGCUUGUGAGAAGAUUACUAGGAUUCUGAGGAAACCUCCUGUAGGUUUUGAGUAUUUCGUAGCGGGACACUUCAGGCAAAGGGCUCAUCCAGUCCUGCUCAAAUUCAAGGAACAUGAUUAUGAAGAUGAAUUUAUGAUUGACUUGUUUGUCAGAAUGUUUAAGGUGUUUCAGAGGAAUGGAGCUUAUUGCAAGCACCAUCUAGAUUUCUUAAAAUCAAGAAAUCGGUCACUUGCUGAUGGGGAUCAAUAUUGA